Molecule: messenger RNA, 1355 nt
Organism: Striga asiatica
Lineage: Eukaryota; Viridiplantae; Streptophyta; Magnoliopsida; Lamiales; Orobanchaceae
Source: the annotation of a GenBank genome assembly
ACCACAAUCACUAGUCACCAAUCAACAGACAUCAGUCAUAUUGUUCACCACAUACUCAUUGCUCUGUCUGGUCACUAGCUACUCUGCUUGGGAAGAAAUUAGUAGGGAAAAAAGUAAUUAAAAGAAAGGAAAAGCUAACGAAAUGGGAGAAGAGAAGCCGAAAUCAGCUGGAGUUUGGAACACGGUGAAGCCGUUCGUCAAUGGCGGUGCCUCCGGUAUGCUUGCUACCUGUGUUAUACAGCCCAUUGAUAUGAUUAAGGUGAGAAUACAGCUUGGCCAGGGUUCGGCUGCUGAGGUGACCAAAAACAUGCUAAAAAGUGAAGGUGUAGGUGCUUUUUACAAGGGUUUGUCUGCUGGGCUUCUUAGACAGGCUACAUAUACGACAGCACGUCUUGGAUCAUUCAAAAUUUUGACGGCCAAGGCAGUGGAGGCGAAUGAUGGAAAGCCGUUACCUCUUUAUCAGAAGGCGUUGUGUGGGCUGACGGCAGGUGCCAUUGGGGCAUCGGUUGGCAGCCCUGCUGAUCUGGCGCUCAUACGCAUGCAGGCGGAUGCGACUUUACCAGCUGCCCAAAGGCGGAAUUACACGAAUGCGUUCCACGCGCUUUACCGUAUAGUGGCCGAUGAAGGUGUCCUUGCUCUUUGGAAAGGUGCGGGCCCCACGGUUGUGAGGGCAAUGGCUCUUAACAUGGGCAUGCUUGCAUCGUAUGACCAGAGUGUCGAGUUCUUCAAGGACUCUCUCGGUUUUGGUGAGGCUGCUACAGUGCUAGGGGCUAGUUCUGUAUCGGGAUUCUUUGCGUCAGCUUGUAGCUUGCCAUUUGAUUAUGUGAAGACCCAAAUACAGAAAAUGCAGCCAGAUGCCGAAGGGAAGUAUCCGUACACUGGUUCUCUUGAUUGUGCCAUGAAGACACUCAAGUCUGGUGGGCCCUUCAAAUUCUAUACAGGAUUCCCUGUGUAUUGUGUUCGAAUCGCGCCUCAUGUCAUGAUGACAUGGAUAUUCCUGAAUCAAAUCCAGAAGUUGGAGAAAUCUGCUGGAUUGUAACAUACAAGCAUGGAGCACCGGACAUUGUUCUCAGUCGACCCUUUGGAUCAGAAUGAUUAGCGGUUAUAUAUUUUGAAAUUGACGGUCUGGAUCUUGUACUGAACAGAAUUAACCAUAUGUACUCUUAGAUCUUCAUCGGUGAGAAGAUGGUUUAAAUAUUUUGUUUUUCAUAUGCUUCUUUUCUUUGAGCCAAUCCAACUACUGCUGGCUCAAAUUUAUGGUUUAAGCUCAAUUUUAGAGAUUGUGUGCAGUGAUGUUAUAACCCCUCUUUCGAAUCUUUAUUUGUUAGUGCAUUUAUUUAUUUAUUUAUUUUUUG